AUGCUCACUGCGAAUCAACAACGGAUCUGUAUUGGUCCGGUGGUGCCAAGAAAUGCAGAGGACCCCAUCACAGUGUUGCUGCCGAGCCCUAGUUCAGGGCACCCAUCUCGAUAUGUUAUUCAGGAAGGUCGGCUUUACGAGAUGCAGAUGAUCGACUCGGAAGGUCUGCGGUCAUGGUUCAUCGGCGAUACAAUCCAAUCAGACGGAUCAAUUUACAUAAUCACUUUACUGGAUCCGAUAUUUAUGUUCAUCCCAAUUCUGGAGUUCGCCCGCCUAAAAACCUCGAAGUCUGCCGGCCGCUUCCUCGCUCUGAGCGACAUCUUUGAAUCCGACCAGUACACCUCCCUCCGACACCUUUCUCACCUCAUUAACACCGAAUCUUACCUUUCUUCAAUCUGCGAGGUUCAGGAAUCCAGAGAUACGAUGACAUUUCGACUGGAUGAUGCAAAGGUCAUGACUUGGCUUAAACGAAAAGUCCAAGUCCUUGAGGAAAAGUUCUUGACGAUCCCUGCAUUAGUGGAUUCGAUUGCGUAUACAGAGUCCAUGUCAGAGGCCUGUAGAACAGAGGCCAUCAUUCAGUCCUCACUAAAACUCGUAUCCGCAUACCUGCCCGACUCCUGGGCUACGAAACUCGCUGACGAAUACCAAUUCCCUGAGCUGGACAAAUUGGAGAGCAGGACACAAUUGCCACUCAUAUCCGACUUUGGCAAGCGCUCAGGAAUGGAUAUGGACGAGGAUGCGAAGCCCAAAGAAACUAAGAAACCCAAAAUGACAGUCGGGCAGAGAAAACUGGCCAAGGCUGAUAAAUCGGGAAUGAAGCCAUUAUCCAGCUUCUUUGCAAAAAAGACAACCUGA
Messenger RNA from Gamsiella multidivaricata, 855 nucleotides. Its product is annotated as ribonuclease H2, subunit B. Bases 1 to 855 code for a protein of 284 amino acids. Gene Ontology annotation, cellular component: ribonuclease H2 complex; nucleoplasm. Gene Ontology annotation, biological process: RNA catabolic process; ribonucleotide metabolic process. NCBI's taxonomy places the organism in Eukaryota, Fungi, Mortierellomycota, Mortierellomycetes, Mortierellales, Mortierellaceae. The record is from RefSeq and is a predicted model, not a curated record. The transcript is spliced from 7 exons.